Molecule: messenger RNA, 1601 nt
Organism: Folsomia candida
Lineage: Eukaryota; Metazoa; Arthropoda; Collembola; Entomobryomorpha; Isotomidae
Exons: 3
Coding region: 506-1123 (205 amino acids)
Cellular component (GO): extracellular region
Molecular function (GO): hormone activity
Source: RefSeq, a predicted model, not a curated record
AAUGAUCAUCAUUUUAUUUUAACCAGCAGGCUUAUCAAUCCAGCCUAUUUACUUAAUUCAUUUAAUGCUUGACACUGGAAUUUUAGUUGUGCACGGCCAGUCCAUCAUUUACCUCGUGUCCCCCAAUCGGUCAAUUUCUAUUCUAUUCUUCGUAAUCCGUACCGUCAUCAGUUCGUUCCUUCACUAAAAACAUCUAUUUUUAAAUUUGAUACAAAAAUUUGUGACUAAAAGUGGCAACAAAGUUUAUUCCUACAAUUUAUUCAUAAAAAAUUUGAUACAUACAUAAGCUUUGUUCACAAACUACAAAAUUUGUUCGGAUGCAAUUCACAGUUCCUCCUCUCAAAUUGCAAAAUACAUUAAAUUAUCCACCCUGGUCACCCGCUAUUCAACCUUUUCACCUUCAAAACUACCUCGGUUACUACCAUCCCGGCUUUAUACACGUAAAAUCUGGAUUCUUCUUCUCCUUAUUAGUCUUUCCAAGUUUCAUACAAAGAUCACGCUCAAGAUGACUUACCGCCUGGCAGAAGAUUCCUCUUAUCAAUUCCCUUCUCCACUCCCACAAAUCGUGACCAAGUGUUCGUCAACAUCAGCAAAAGUAGUAGCAAUGUCGGUGGUGCGAUCCCAAGCAUUUACCAAUCAUGCUAGCACUGGUAGUAGUAGAGCAAGAUUCAAUAACCUCUUGUGUAACUUGACACCAAAAAUCACAUCGAUAUGCAAAAGUACAAAAUAUAUCUCGCCGAUCAGAAGAAGUUGUGGAUUUGCAACAUCACUGCUUCAAGUAAACAAGAUAAGUUGCUUGGUACUAGUCACCAUCGCUCUGAUGGCCACUUUGGCCGGGUCAUGCGAAGCCGUCCCCCUCCGUCCCUCGAGAUCCAUAGGGCAUCAUCAUAGCAGCCACCGGUUGAGUCUUCCGUCCAUCAGCGUCCCCAGCUCGACAGGGUCCGAGGCGGCGGCAUCGUCAGCCAGUCUCCAUGGUUUGGAUGCUACUUCUUCACUUUCCAUCGUUAGUUCGCUGGACAUCUUGCGACAAAAUAUGGUGAUGGAGAUUUUGAGGAGAAAGCACCGACAAAACAAACAGAGACAGGUCCAAUUAAACAAGGAGAUUUUGGACAGGAUUGGAUGACAGAACAACACAUAUCUAAAAAACUAUAAGUGAGAGGAUAGCAAAUACUGGAAGGGGUUCAAACCAGUAGUUAAAAUUUUUCAACAUCGGCAAGUUUUUACAAAAACUUGCAGAUGUUGAAUUUUAUUUUAAUUCCUUCCACUAUUGCUAUGAAAAGGUUGUGAAUUACUCUGUAAAUAGGUUACUAUUACAUCCACAGGGAGAAUGGUGGGAUGAAUAGCAAAUUGUCCCGAUUUACCUCAUUAGCUGUUAGUUGUAUUUAGUUAUUCGUUGUGAGACGCGUACAUUUUUAGAGUUGAAUAGAGUGAGACUGUUGAGAGGAUUUACAUUGGAAGCGAAAACUUAUCAAAGUACAACACAUUUGUAAUUGGUUAAACUUAUUGGCAAUGAUUAUUGUGAAAUUAUUAAUUGGGAAAUUUGAGACAAAUUUAUUAAUAUUGUAAUUGGACAUAAAUUGAUGAUUGGAUAAUGAAAUUCA